Messenger RNA from Crotalus tigris (Tiger rattlesnake), 1541 nucleotides. RefSeq names its product fibroblast growth factor binding protein 3 (gene FGFBP3). Gene Ontology annotation, molecular function: growth factor binding. NCBI's taxonomy places the organism in Eukaryota, Metazoa, Chordata, Lepidosauria, Squamata, Viperidae. Bases 237 to 1013 code for a protein of 258 amino acids. The transcript is spliced from 2 exons. The record is from RefSeq and is a predicted model, not a curated record. Gene Ontology annotation, biological process: cell-cell signaling.
CAUAAGACUGAGGAGGGGCAUAGGCAAUGGUUAGCCCCUCCUGGACUCUUGAUAAUACAGGCAUGCUCUGAACGCCCUCCACCAGGCUAAUCCUGAGCUUAGACUGGAAUUUCUCCUAUAGAGCUGUCUUCCACACACAAUCGAAGGACCUGAAAGACAGUACGGAGCCCUUGGCCAAGCUUUUCCCACUAAUGCUCUUGAAUGAGGGGUGCCGGCACCUCCCUUGAUUUCAGGAAAUGAAGCUGCCCCACACAUUCCCCCUGACUCUUCUCUUCCUCAGUUGCCUAGAAUGUAACCCUUUCAAGAAGGGUGAGGAUAACAGUGAAAAAGGAAAACUUUCUUUCCCUUGGGCUCAGUCUGGCCAGUUCUCCACCCGUGACAAGCAUCUGUGCAGUUGGCAACUCAUCUCUGGGGAAAGGGAUACUGAGCUCCAGAUCACCUGUCAUCCGGCAGAAGGAGAGGCACAGAGGUGUGUCUACCGGGGCCGACCAGAGUUAUGUGCUGCCUAUGGUGCCAAAGGCCGUCAGUUCUGGAAGCAGAUCCUGGGAAAGCUCCGCCGGAAGCGCCAUCCCUGCCAGGACAUCAGCCCUCUCAAAUCCAGGCUUUGUAGCAGCCAGGAGGAGGCCUCUGAAGCCCACUUACACCUGGUGCAAACCACCCCAAGCACAGACACCCUGGUAGCCACUGCGAGUGUCACUCAGGGAAGUUCCAAGGGGAAAGGCCAUGGCAAAAACCUACUAGCAUCACAGAGAUCACCGCAAGUACCCCAAGACACGACCAUCACCAAUCCAGCAAAGAAUGGUGCUUUGAGGAAGCAAAAGAAAGGGGGAAAGAGGAAAGGAAACCCUAACUCUCCAGCAGCCCCAACCCGUCCACCCCAUAGGCAGCCUACGACAGCAGUUGUGGAAGGCAGGGUACAGCCCACAGAGCUCAAUGCCGAUGUGGUGGACACUUAUUGUGAAGAAAAAUGGCAUUCCUUGUGUACCUUUUUUGUAAAUUUCUGGAAUGGCUGAACUUUCAGGGUAAGAGGAAGGGAGAAUGGAGGUGUACAGCAGAAGACUUAGUGAUAAAUAUGGAAGGGAUUGUUUGAUAUAAGGGCAGAAACAAACAAGGUCGGGUGAAAGGAAAAGGUGGAGUGGCAAUGAUUAAAGAUUUGUAAUUUUGUGCAAUUUUGGGGCUUUAUGUGACACAUAAUUUACUCAUUCCUAUUAAUCUUGAUAAUAAAGACACUAAGGGGUUGUGGAAGCUAUGUUUGCAUAGGAUUUGUGCAUUAAUACACAAUACAGAUCCUUCCUUUUCCUACACUAGAGGGGAUCCAUUUGUAGUACACUGCUCUGCUGCUUCAGAUAAUUUCUUUCUUUACAAUGACUGAGAUGCUAAUCUGUAAUUGUAACAAAUUAUACGGGAUUAUCGGUCACUUAUGGAUCUUUAUUUUAUCUUUUGGAAAUGUCUAACAACUGUAUAACAAAUGCUGAUGUAGUUGCUAUCGAGUGUUAAAAAAACUAUGUUAAUGGCAAUAAUAAAUGAAGUUCUAUUACACA